This is a messenger RNA of Triticum turgidum subsp. durum (durum wheat), 924 nucleotides long. Lineage: Eukaryota; Viridiplantae; Streptophyta; Magnoliopsida; Poales; Poaceae. The record is from the annotation of a GenBank genome assembly.
AUGGCGUCUCUGCUUCUCAAAGGCGUGCACAAGCGCCUGGGCCUGCCGUCCAUCUCCAUCUCCUGCUCCUCCGCCGAGGCCACCAACAUCAUCGCCUCAACCAACACCACCAACGGCGUCGGCAGCAGCAGCGGCCGGGCCCUCGACCGCCACUCGCCCCGCCUCCGCGACCCACACCGCUCCUCCACCUCCAAGCCGCCAAGGCCAAGCACCAGCGCCAGCGCCAAAGACUCGGCGUCCUCCGGCGACUCCAAGCAGCAGCGCGGCCACGGCAACAACAAGAAGAAGAAGAACAAGAGCACCACCGCUCCUGCUGGGACUAAAUCUUCAGAGAAGAGGCUGGUAAGCCCGGCGACGUCGUCCAGGUUCCUCCUCAACUCCUCCCGGCUGCAGUCCGACGACCUCGACGUCCUCGCACUUGCCCCGCAGCCGCCGCCGUCGUUCAUCGACGUGUUCCCCGGCGGCGAAGGGAAGCCGCCGUCCUUCAUCGACGCGUUCCCCCCCGGCAACGCCUCGCUCCCUCUUUCCUUCGCGAAGGAGGCACCGUCGCCGGUACAGCAAGCAGAGACCUCCUCGUCCUCCUCCUCUGCUUCGUCGUCGUCGGAGGUCACAGCCCUCCAAGAAGAAGAGGAGCAGCAGAAGGCGGCGGUGCUGGCGCGGUCGUCCACGACCACGGAGAGAAGAACGACGCAGGUGGUGGUUUUGAGGGUGUCGCUGCACUGCAAGGGGUGCGCGGGCAAGGUGAAGAAGCACCUCGCCAAGAUGGAGGGCGUGACGUCGUUCGACAUCGACAUCCCGAGCAAGAAGGUGACGGUGGUCGGCGACGUGACGCCGCUGGGCGUGCUCACCAGCGUCUCCAAGGUCAAACCCGCGCAGUUCUGGCCGUCGCCGCCGCAACCGCCCCGCGCCUCCGCGUCCUUCUGA